AUGGAAAAACAUAUUGCCAUAAUCGGAGCUGGCAUCAGUGGCCUGCUGGCCUGUAAAUACGCGCUAUCGAAAGGUUACCGGCCGAUAGUAUUCGAAGCUCAGAGCAGAAUGGGAGGUGUGUGGAGAAAAACACUGGAGACAACUAAGCUCCAGUCUCCAAAAGAAGUCUAUCAGUUCUCUGAUUUUCCGUGGCCGUCUUCAGUCACCGAAGAGUUUCCGACCCAGCGUCAGGUGAUGGAGUACGUCGAAGCGUAUGCUCGCCAUUUCGGGUUGAUCCAACAUAUCCAGUUCAAUGCCAAAGUGGUUAAUAUAAGGUUUGAAGGAGCAUCUGAAGAAGAGAUGGCAUGUUGGGAUCUUUGGGGAGGUAAUGGCGAAACUUUUAGUUCCGAAAGGAAGUGGAUUGUAAACGUACAAGAUACUAACAAUCUUUCCACUAAGAUUUACGAAAUGGACUUCGUAAUACUAUGUCUAGGACGGUUCAGCGACUUACCAAACAUUCCAAAGUUUCCCCCGGGCGAAGGCCCUGAGGCAUUUCAAGGCGAUGUAAUACACUCCAUGGAUUAUUCAGCUAUGGAUUUCAAAACUGCGUCAAAUUUCAUUAAAGGCAAGCGGGUUAUGAUCGUCGGCAUCCAAAAAUCUGCAUUGGACAUUGCGAUGGAGUGCUCAUCGGCCAAUGGAGUGGAAGUUCCUUGCACAAUAUUAUAUAAGACGGAAUCGUGGGCGAUCCCUGAUCAUCUUCCAUGGGGAGUGCCUAUGUCAUAUCUAUACAUGAAUCGCUUCUCCGAGCUUCUAGUUCAUAAGCCUGGCGAGAGCUUUCUUUAUAAUCUAUUGGCAACAUUUCUUUCACCUAUGAGAUGGAUUUCUUCUAAAUUUGUUGAAAGCUAUAUUAAGUGGAAGCUUCCUCUAGCAAAGUUUGGGAUGGUACCAAAACAUAGUUUUCUUCAGCAAAUAAGCUCUUGUACAAUCUCGGCUUUGCCCGAAAAAUUCUACGAUAGAGUUGAAAAUGGAAGCAUCAUUUUGAAAAAAUCACAGAGCAUUAGAUUCUGCAAAGAUGGGGUUCGCGUCGACGGCGAGGUCGCGCCCCUGAACAUAGACUUGGUCAUAUUGGCAACAGGAUUUAGAGGCGAUGGAAAACUUAAGGACAUUUUUGUAUCACCAACUUUUCAAGAUCUCAUUGCAGGAUCCCCCGAUGCUACAGUUCCUUUAUACAGAGAAUGCAUUCAACCCCGAAUUCCACAACUAGCAAUAGUGGGAUUCUCAAUAAGCCUUGCAAAUUUGUACACCUCAGAGAUCAGAUGUAGAUGGCUAGCAGAACUUCUUGACAGUACCUUCAAGCUCCCAAGAAUUAAAGAAAUGGAGGAAAACAUAAAGAAAUGGGAGGAUUACAUGAAGCAAUCCUCAGGGAAGUAUCAUAGAAGAUCAUGCAUUGGAGCACUUCACAUUUGGUAUAAUGAUCAGCUCUGCAAAGAUAUGGGUUGGAAUUCAAAGAGGAAGAAGGGAUUGAUUGCUGAAUUGUUUCAGCCUUAUGGCCCCAUGGAUUAUUCUUCAUCUUAAUUUUAUCGUCUAUCUACAACGGUCAACACGUGAUAUGUGCACUAUUGACCAGUGUACUGUUGACCUUUUAUGUAUGAGUUUUUCUUGUGUUUUUUAAAUGUAUUUUAAGUGUUUUUAGUACUUUUUUGUGCUUAACUAGUUGUAUUUUUGGUAUUUUUU
Messenger RNA from Mercurialis annua (annual mercury), 1713 nucleotides. RefSeq names its product probable flavin-containing monooxygenase 1. The transcript is spliced from 5 exons. The record is from RefSeq and is a predicted model, not a curated record. Gene Ontology annotation, molecular function: flavin adenine dinucleotide binding; NADP binding; N,N-dimethylaniline monooxygenase activity. NCBI's taxonomy places the organism in Eukaryota, Viridiplantae, Streptophyta, Magnoliopsida, Malpighiales, Euphorbiaceae. Bases 1 to 1554 code for a protein of 517 amino acids.